GGCAGGCUCCUCCCUCCUAAGCAGUCAGUCACACAGUAAGGGACAGACCGGGUACCCGGGCAUCGCAGGCAGCGGCGGUACGAGGGUAGCGGACAACAGUGACACAGCGGCGCGAACCACCGGGGCAAGAGGCAGCAUCAGCAGUACGUGACUAGAGACGGGAAAACCGGCAAUACCGGCAGCCAGUGCUCAGCGGCACAACCCGGACACCAAACAUGGCCUCCGGAUCAGAUUCUAAAGCAGAUGACUUAUCCACUGCAAUUCUCAAGCAGAAAAACCGGCCCAAUCGGUUGAUUGUCGAUGAAGCCAUCAAUGAAGACAACAGCGUGGUCUCCUUGUCCCAGGCCAAGAUGGACGAGCUUCAGCUGUUCAGGGGAGACACCGUUCUCCUAAAGGGGAAGAAGAGGCGAGAAGCCGUCUGCAUUGUCCUGUCGGACGACACCUGCUCGGACGAGAAGAUCCGCAUGAACAGAGUGGUCCGUAACAAUCUGAGGGUCCGACUAGGAGAUGUGAUCAGCAUCCAGCCCUGCCCUGAUGUGAAGUACGGCAAACGGAUCCAUGUCUUACCCAUGGAUGACACAGUCGAAGGGAUCACUGGGAAUCUGUUUGAGGUUUAUCUUAAGCCUUACUUCUUGGAAGCCUACAGACCAAUCAGGAAAGGGGACAUCUUUCUGGUGCGCGGUGGGAUGCGUGCCGUGGAGUUCAAGGUGGUGGAGACUGAUCCCAGCCCAUACUGCAUAGUGGCCCCAGAUACCGUAAUUCACUGUGAAGGAGAGCCCAUCAAGCGCGAGGAUGAAGAGGAGUCACUCAAUGAAGUGGGUUAUGAUGACAUUGGUGGCUGCAGAAAGCAGUUGGCCCAGAUUAAGGAGAUGGUGGAGCUGCCGCUCAGACAUCCAGCGCUUUUCAAAGCUAUUGGCGUGAAGCCUCCACGUGGUAUUCUGCUAUACGGACCCCCAGGAACUGGAAAGACCCUCAUUGCUCGGGCUGUGGCUAAUGAAACGGGUGCAUUUUUCUUUCUGAUUAAUGGCCCGGAGAUCAUGAGCAAACUGGCUGGUGAGUCUGAGAGCAACUUGCGCAAAGCGUUCGAGGAGGCCGAGAAGAACGCCCCUGCUAUCAUCUUCAUAGAUGAAUUGGAUGCCAUCGCCCCGAAGAGAGAGAAGACACACGGUGAGGUGGAACGCCGCAUUGUGUCGCAGCUGUUAACGCUCAUGGAUGGGCUGAAGCAAAGGGCGCAUGUCAUCGUUAUGGCUGCAACGAACAGACCCAACAGCAUUGAUCCGGCACUCAGGCGAUUCGGUCGCUUUGACAGGGAGGUUGAUAUUGGAAUCCCUGAUGCCACCGGUAGACUGGAAAUCUUACAGAUUCACACCAAGAACAUGAAGCUGGCUGAUGAUGUCGAUCUGGAACAGGUGGCUAAUGAAACCCAUGGACACGUAGGCGCCGAUCUGGCCGCUCUGUGCUCAGAGGCUGCCCUCCAGGCCAUCCGCAAGAAGAUGGAUCUCAUCGAUCUGGAGGAUGAGACUAUAGAUGCCGAAGUGAUGAAUUCGCUGGCUGUCACCAUGGAUGACUUUAGAUGGGCCCUGAGCCAGAGUAACCCGUCGGCACUGCGUGAGACCAUUGUAGAGGUUCCUCAGGUUACCUGGGAGGACAUCGGCGGCCUGGACGAUGUGAAGAGAGAACUCCAGGAACUGGUGCAGUACCCCGUGGAGCAUCCAGACAAGUUCUUGAAGUUUGGAAUGACUCCUUCCAAGGGUGUCCUGUUCUAUGGGCCUCCUGGAUGCGGUAAAACUCUCCUAGCCAAGGCCAUUGCCAACGAAUGCCAGGCGAACUUCAUCUCCAUCAAAGGUCCAGAGCUGCUCACCAUGUGGUUUGGAGAGUCUGAAGCCAACGUCAGAGAGAUCUUUGACAAGGCUAGGCAGGCUGCUCCCUGUGUACUCUUCUUUGAUGAGUUGGACUCCAUAGCCAAAGCCCGAGGUGGUAACGUCGGUGACGGCGGUGGAGCCGCUGACAGAGUUAUCAACCAGAUCCUAACAGAGAUGGAUGGCAUGUCCACAAAGAAGAACGUGUUUAUCAUCGGCGCCACCAACAGACCCGACAUCAUUGACCCCGCCAUCCUGCGUCCCGGACGUCUGGACCAGCUCAUCUACAUCCCCCUGCCAGACGAGAAAUCGCGCAUGAAUAUCCUGAAGGCCAACCUGAGAAAGUCUCCUGUUGCUAAGGAUGUUGACCUUGACUUCCUGGCCAAGAUGACCAACGGCUUCUCUGGCGCUGAUUUGACGGAGAUCUGUCAGCGCGCCUGCAAACUGGCCAUCCGCGAAUCCAUCGAGAACGAGAUCAAGAGGGAGCGGGAGAGGCAGACCAACCCUUCCGCAAUGGAAGUGGAGGAGGAUGACCCUGUGCCAGAAAUUCGCAAGGAUCACUUCGAGGAGGCCAUGCGCUUUGCCCGCCGCUCUGUCAGCGACAACGAUAUCAGAAAAUACGAGAUGUUCGCACAGACCCUGCAGCAGAGCCGCGGAUUUGGCAGCUUCAGAUUUCCAUCUGGUAGCCAAGGAGGAGCCGGUCCCAGUCAAGGUGCCGGUGGAGGCAGCGGCGGGAGUCAUUUUACCGAGGAAGAGGACGAUCUCUACGGCUAGACGAGGCCUUUCUCACCGUCCGGGUUGUACAGCGAAGAAAUUCCUGCGUUAAUGGACACUCUGCUUUUCAUUCCUCAGUCAGACCGCCGUAGCUGCACACACCGCUCCCGAUUUAUUGUUUUGUUGUUACGGGUCUGUGAAGAGGGGAGCCAAAUUUUGUCAGGAUCGGGCUACAACAUUUCUUUCCCUUCUUUCCGCCCGUCCCAAAGCCGCUGUAGCUCUUUGAUAAAGGAAAAAAAAAAGUUUUGCGCAGUCAACGAGUUCCUGUAACGUGACAUUUUGUACUAUUCCUUCAGCACCUGGGAUGCAUGCAAUGCGUAGCCGUGACGGCCCUCAACCUCCUCUCGCUUAUCUUUCGGCAGCGAAGUCCUCCUCCACUUGUGACGGGGGCCGGCGUGCGGCUGCUGCCCUCGUACAACGUGACGGGGGGGUCUUUUCGCGUGUAAAUGCUGAAAGAUGGUGAUAGUGUUGGCGGGAAGAUCAAGCGGCCGUGCUUUGGCUCUUGGCAUUGUAGGCCUCUCCAGAUCUGAAAGGAUCUCCCCCCUCGGGUGGAUUUAAAACAUAGAGUGGAAUUUUUUUAUGUUGGUAUUGGGCUUAUAAUGUUAUUGGAUCCAAGCGAAGAAAAAAAUAAAAUACAUGCAGGUUGUUGGAAUCUAACGUGAGAAUAAACUGACUGAUCACUGAA
This is a messenger RNA of Spea bombifrons (plains spadefoot toad), 3318 nucleotides long. It is a transcript of the gene VCP, whose product is annotated as valosin containing protein. Gene Ontology annotation, molecular function: ATP hydrolysis activity; ATP binding; polyubiquitin modification-dependent protein binding. Lineage: Eukaryota; Metazoa; Chordata; Amphibia; Anura; Pelobatidae. Gene Ontology annotation, cellular component: VCP-NPL4-UFD1 AAA ATPase complex; nucleus; cytosol. Gene Ontology annotation, biological process: mitotic spindle disassembly; retrograde protein transport, ER to cytosol; autophagosome maturation. The record is from RefSeq and is a predicted model, not a curated record. The transcript is spliced from 17 exons. The coding region runs from base 216 to 2633 and encodes 805 amino acids.